This is a messenger RNA of Heterobasidion irregulare TC 32-1, 825 nucleotides long. RefSeq lists its product as uncharacterized. The transcript is spliced from 3 exons. Bases 1 to 825 code for a protein of 274 amino acids. NCBI's taxonomy places the organism in Eukaryota, Fungi, Basidiomycota, Agaricomycetes, Russulales, Bondarzewiaceae. The record is from RefSeq and is a predicted model, not a curated record.
AUGCCAGUGAUCAAAGGGGGCGCGGUCAAAGUGACUUUGCCGCUAACAGUUUCCGAGAUAGAAACAGCUGAAGCGGACGAGAGCGAUGAUGGAGGCAAUGUAUCAGAACCUGGAGUAGGAGUAGAAGGAGACUUAGAAUCAGGAGAAGGUGACGAUGAAGAAGCCGAAGUCAAAGGAGCUGAUGAAGACCCAGAGGUAGGCGUGGGAAGGAUGAAAACUGCAGAUUCUGGGGGAGACUGCGAUGGACUCGUACCAGAUGUAGCGCUUCCAUCCUCCGCAGCUUUCGCAGUCUGUUGUGAAAUUGUUGGGCCGGAAGCGGGACUUGACAGCGGAGAACUCUGUGUGGAUGUCUCAGGCGCUUUGGUGCUCACAGAACUCGGAACAGUAGAUGUCACGGAAGCCGGUGGUACGGAGGAAGCUGUGGUCCCUGAAGAUGAUCCGCCUUCGGCCGGUUCAUUCGGUGUCUUCGGUGUCGGCGAAGGCGUGGGAGCUGAGGUGGUAGGAACCAAGCUCAAUGACGCGGUGGACAGUACCGCUGGAGACGAAGAUGAUCCGGUGGACGAUGGACCAGCGGAAGUAACCUCGGCCUUGUCCGCAGAUGCUGCGGCAGCACGCGAUGUAGAGCUGGAGGAAAUCGCCUUCGCAGUGCUGCUGGGGGAGGACACAGGGAAGAUAGAACUGCUGAAAGAGGGCACAGAAGAUCCCACAGUGCUGAAGGGAUCUGCAGACGAACUUCCUGCGGACACCGACGUAAAGACAGAUGUCGACCGCGAAAUGAGCGAGGCGGAGGCGGACGAGGAAAUGGAAUCGGAAGCAGCGCUAUAG